UGUUGUUCUCAUUAGUUUUGCCUCAAGGGUCAUGAGAGAGUCACAAGACUCUGUAUAGACUGACCUUCUAGAGCACUCUAUGGCGCCAGUCUUUUCUUUCCAUUCCUUUUCACAUCGCCUUUUCAUGUCUCCAGCACUUGCGUUUAGAAAACACAGAUUAAAAACCAGCAAUAUGGCAGACAAAAAACCCAAAAUCAUAACCAUGCUCAUAAAUUCACUCGGUCCUCUGUCACUAAUCCUUGAUCUGAAUCUUCUGUUAACAGUUUUAUAAAGCCAUCAGGUUUUCCAUUAAAAUUCGUUAAUUUCUUAGCCAGUUCAGCAGUAUAGUCUGAACAUUAGCAGAAACCCGUACUUGUCAAAAAGUCCUUUUGGUGAAUCUUCUUGAAGAAGAAACCUUUUUGCAAAAUCAUCAGAGUAAAAUAACUGUUUACAAAUGACAAAAGACUUAAAAGUCAAAGACCCAAUUACAAUGCAAUUGACAAGGACAGUUGGUUACUGCUAUGAUACACAGCAAUUUAAGAUAAUAACUACAAUUACAACAUAUCAUUUGUCAGAACAUGUCAGAAUUUCAGGACUUCCAUAUAAUUUCUGGAAUAUCUAUGUUAAUAACACUUACUUAUAUGAUACCAUCUAAGAAGUUUUACCACCAGGUACUUGACGCUCCCGUAUAGUUUAACAUACCAAAUAAGCCUAAGUUAUUUUUGUCAAGGUGAAGACAAGACAAGACAUUCUGUUAACACAGUUGGUCAGCUUCCUGAUAAUCAGAGAGAAAUGACCCCAUGGUGCGGGGUUGUGUCUGUUUUUAUAGCCCAGGGAGGGGAGGGGUCUCAGGAUACACCUGCUGAUCUGCUGAUUGGUUGGGGAAAGAGGGGUCUUGCGAUACCCUUGCCGGUUGGCGGGGGGCUUAUAAGGUCCCUGUAGGGGCGGGGUGAGGAGUGGGCCACAUACUUUCCUAGUGGGGCAGGAAGGAGGAGGCCAGGUGGCUCCAGGUGGCAGAGGGGGCAUUUCAAGGAGAAGCCUGCCUUGCUGAUAAGGGUGUGGUCAUUCUUGUCUUGGCUAGAAAUCCAAGUUAGUUUAAACUUACUCUCUGAAAGGAAAAGAAAACAAACAUUUUGAGGUGAUCCAGGGGCCCUUUGGAAAACCUCAAAGUUAGCUAGAGGUCCAAUGAACUUCAUUUAGAAUUUGAUGUUUGGGAAAUUUGUCAAAAAUACCAAAGUCUCAAAACACCUGGUCAAAUAGGAUCAUAGGUCACUGUGGGAAAAAUACCUGAUCAUUUAACCAAAGGGACAAUAAAAAGUCUCAAAGGUUGUAACGCGUCACUUAAAUGUUAAAGAAACACAUCCAAUCUACUCCCAAAAGCAGUUCAAUAUUUUAGGAAAGCUUUAUCCUCUUAGAGAAGCAAUUAAAUUCAGGUUUUGUACCCUUUUAUCUUUAAAAUUCAUUUUCUUAAUUAAAUUCAAUCUUAUCUCAGCCAAUCCUGACUCUGCAAAACGCAAGCUUCCUCCUCCGCAAACCAGCCACAGAUUUUUCCAUACCCGUGUUUCUCUGUUCCUCAUUUUCUUUUCCAUUCAGAACAACCAGCUGUCGGGCAAGAAACACCUUUUUUUUCCUUCUAAGAAAAUGCAUUUCCAUUCUUCGUCCCUUAUUUUACUGAAAACAAGCUUCCCAUUUUCCUUGCAUAUGGAAAUGUUUCCCUUUAUUACUUUAGUAGCUUCAGUUACACGUACUAUAAUUCUUAGCCUUAAAAACCAUCGCUCGCAAAAACGAGGCAGGAGAGAAAGAUGUUCCUGCGGUGCUCCCGCCCCUUCUCCUCUCGCUCCCCAUCGUUGGCGCCUUGCUUCUCCUGCAGGCCCAGGCCUCCUGCUGAGCUCCCUCUGCUGUGGCGUCUGCUCCCAAGCCCGUGGCACCCCGCUCUCUAGCCCCUCAGGCCAUGGCACACAGCCACCCCUAGUCCUCUCCCUGGAACCGAGCUCCCAAGCUCAGGUCUCAGUGCCCAGCUGUCGCCCGAACAUCCCAGGCCGUGGUGUCCUGGGUGCUGGUGCUGAUGGUCUGUGCGGCUGCCUCUGGGCUUUGCCCUCCUCUGUCGGCUGCUGAGCUUUUCUCUGAGGCUUUGAGGCUCCCCCUCCAUCCCAGCUGAUCUCCCUGUCGGGUAGGUGGCUUCCCACGGUGUGAGGUCCAUUCCUCUUUCACGGCUCCCUGUCCAGAGCGCCGGUCCUGUUCUGAUUCAUUUUUGUGUCCUCUCUCUCUCUCUCUCCCUCUGGUUCUCCCCAGUUGGGUGGAGGGUUUCUUGCCCUUUGUGCAGGUCUGAAGUCUUCUGUCCGUGGUCAGCAGAUGUUCUGUGUGAAUCAUCCUACGCGGAGGUGGGAUUUUUUGUGUGUUUGUGGGAGAAGGUGAGCACCACGUCGUAUGUCUUACUCCUCCGGCGUCUUGAUCAGGAAAGUCCAAAACUGGACUCUUAAUUCUCCCCUGGAAAUCUGCUUUUCCCACUUCCUCCCUCCCCCAGAGCAAUAACCCCAUCCUUCCAGUUUUUCUGGGCCAGAAUCCCCGGCAUUAUCCUUGACACCCGUUUUGCUCUCACACUUCAGAAGCUCUUGUUACCGCACCCAGUGCAGGUGCAGGGGUGGGAAUUUUGCUCUCUGUGGCGGCCUGAGGCAAGAGGAGCCACCGCAGGAAGAAUAUGCGACGCUCAGUUUCCUUGCUAAGUCUUUACCCCGUCUCCUCCCUCUCAGCCGGUGUAUACAUGCACCCACACACAACCUGUGGGAAGACACCCCGGUGUCCCCUUAUGCAGGAAGGAGGAAGUGACAGAGAGAUUAUGAUGCAAUGAGGGCCUUGUGACUGACACUGUGACAUUAUGAGCUCAGGAUUUUCCUGCAGUGUUUGCCCACGUGACAUGCAUGAGACCUGACUCAGUGCUUCUCCUGGCCAACAUCCCAGCGGCAGUGACUCUUACUGCUACCCACGGGAUGGGAUUUCAGUCGAAGAAUGAGACCCAGGGCAGCAACUGCACCAGCAAGGAGGCGCUGUGACAACUGGGGGGCUUCCACGUUGGCAAAUUUGCACUGUUAUUUCUGGACAGAAAUACAAGUUUCCCUAUGUCCCUAUGGACAGCAGGGAAGAAAAACGCUACAACCUCGAACUACAGAUGAGCAGUUUCAGGAUAGCCUUGAGAGGAUUUGAAAAAUUGGUUGAAUGGGUAGCAGCCCAGAAAAGAGAUGAAAGAGCCGGCUUGUUUAUCCAAAAAGAAGAUGUCAUUGACUGUGACAAGUUUUAUGCGACAGUACAGGAACUCUUUGGUCCGGAAGUGAAGAGUCAAGACGUGAAAUGCUUUUACAGGAAACUCUGCAACAACCCUGAUGCAUCUAUAGACUGGUGUGAGAUCUUUGGAUACUUCUCCUCUGAAGAAGGUUUUCUUACUUCCCAAAUGGAUGAAGAAAACUUGGUUUUCCUCGUUUCAAGAAAACAGCGAGUUGUCAUUUCAGGGAGCAGAAGACGGGAUGUGGUUAAGUGCGUUGUCAAGGUUCCGCAGCUGGAUUUACUGAUAACAGCGUCUCAGAAGGGACUGAUAACAGUCUUCAAUAGCCAGAUGAGAGUUCAGACCAGCACCAAUGUUACAGACACCUCCUGGAUCACAGGAUGUGACUACCUCUCGCAGCUGAAGCGAAUUGUUGCUACGACUGAAAGGACCAUUAUUGUCUGGGAUUAUAAAGCUCAAGGGAGCAGCCAGGAAAACUAUUUUGUCAUAAAGCCCAUGGAUCACUGCCUCCUCUGCGUGUGUGUGGCGUCCCUGCCUGACCAGCUCUGCCGGGAUGAGAUCCUCUUGGGGGAUGAUGGAGGUUUCGUGAACAAAUUCACGGUAAACAGUGAUGACUUUGGACUGAAGCAGGCAAAAUCCAAACACAAAUCACAAAGUCAGGUCUUAGACUCAAAGAACUUUAAAAGUGUUAAAAGAAAGCUACAUAAUGACUGGGUUAUGAAAAUUAGAUAUAUUUCAGCUCUAAAUUGCUUCGGAUCCUGCUCCUUAGACAGUGUUCAUUCAUUAGUUUUGGAAUCCUUGAAGAGACUUGAGGAUAAUUUGCCUGUCAGAGAGUUUUCCAUGCCGAGAGGAGCAAACACUUUUUGUUACUGUGUGAAAGCGAACGUGAUCGUCACUGGAGGAGAUGAUAAAGUGCUCCGCUUGUGGCACCCCAAUAUCAGCACCAAGCCGGUGGGGAAGCUCGUGGGGCACAUGUUCAGUGUCAUGGAGAUCGUGACAAACGAGAAAGACCAGCAUGUCAUCAGCCUCUCUUCUGCAAAGGUUUUCAGGGUGUGGGACAUGCAGACCCUGUCACUGCUGCAGGUCUUCCACGACAGCCAGGGAGGACCAGGAGACAUGCAGAUUUACUCGAUGGUAUUUGAUUCCAACCACGGCAUGCUCAUUACAGGAUCCAGCGUUGUGGACAUGUACCCUCUGACGAGGAUGAUCCAGGAUACAAAACAGGUUCCUCACACGCAUGAACGAGAAGUCAACGCCAUGCUGUACAACCAGCAUUUUCACCAGGUGCUCACUGUCUGCUCUGAGUCCGUAAUUAAGGUAUGGGAACUCGAGACUGGCCUCCAAAUAUACCAGAUUUUAGACCCGCAUGGCUUCAAUGUUGAGCUGACUUCCGCAGCCCUCGAUGAGAGUGGGUUUCUUUUUGCCACAGGAGCACGUAAUGGAACAGUUAAAGUCUGGGACUUUGGCAGCGGGCAGGAAAUGAAGGUGCUGCCAGAAGGGAAAGACUGGAAGGACGAUGAGCACUGGCUGCGGCGCCUGAUUUUCCUGAAAGCCCAGGAAAAACACCAGUACUUUCUCCUCGCUUUGGAGUGCGGUGGGAAGAUCAAGAUGAUCCAGGGCAAGGAGGAUGAUAUUUACCUCGCGGUGAUCUGGGAGCUGCCCGACGUUGUGCCUGUCCUACGAGGCGGGAGUCGGCUCGUGCAUCUGAGGAUGUCCACCAGAGACAGGAGCUCGGCCAUGCCUUUCCCAGAUGUGGAGCUGAUGGUUGAGAAGAAGUUUUCUCAACAUGUUCGUAAUCCUGCUACCAACACAGAAGUCAACUGCAUUGAUUUAUUACAAGUAGAAGGAUAUAAUUUGAUAGCUGCCGGGACCUUAAACGGUGUGAUCAUCUUAUGGAAUUUUGUAACCUCUACUGUCAAGGAAGUGUACAGACCUGAAGAGUGCGUCACGGUGGACCCUGACUUGGAUCCUAAGCGCUACAGAAUUAAUGACAUCCUUUUCCUCUUCCGUAACCCUGAAUGUGCAAGGAGAUCAAGUCAGGAUUCCAUAUGUUCUUCAUCCCAGUGUGAGUCCAGUAAGGGGCCACAGAGCAGCAAGGGAAGCAAACAGAGCAUACAAGACAGUGAGAUCAAAGGUGAGCAAACAGAUGUCACAGCAGGGAAGCAACCGCCAGUGGACAAAAAACAUCUCGGAAGCGCCAGUCCAUCGGAUGCUCAGCCACCUGUCCUCGUCACCGCGCAUGAGGACGGGCACCUUCGCUUGUGGGCAGUGGAGGGAAGGCUGCUGAAAGAUAUUCUGCCUUUCACGAAACACGCUGCCAUCUCCCUGACCUCGCUGCACACGGAUUCAUGCACCAGGAUACUACUGACGGGCAAUGUGGAAGGACACGUUAUCCUUUGCAGUAUUAGUUCCUUCCUGGAUCCACCUCAUGAUGAAAAGAAAUUCAAACAGCUGCUUGCCUGGCGUGCUCAUUCUUUAGAAAUUGUUCAAAUAAUCUACAUAGAAGACAAACAAGUGGUGCUAACUGCUUCCAUCGAUGGCUCAGUCAGGCUCUGGCACGCGCUCAGUGGUCAUUACUGUGGGUACUUUGGGCAGCGACGGAUCUUUGAAAUGUCACAGACAAGUGACUUUAUUUUGCCUUGUGAUGUGAAUGAAUAUCCCGUAGAAAUAAAAGAAGAAAGCAAGUUCACAGAGAAGAAGCAAAAGUAUGAAUAUCCUCUGGUGUUUGACCGGCAGAGAUGGAACAAAAUGAGCUCGAUGUCUCUGCUUUUCAAACGUACACCUCCUAAGGCCUUUGAAGUGGACCACGAUUUUAAGUUCUUCAAGUCUCUUUCUUCUCCCAAGAUUCGAAGACAUGCCUUGGAAGGUUUCAUGACUGAAAACCGAGAGGCAGGGAUUGUUUUUGGUUCUCUGCCUAUAUACAGGGUGCCAAGCCCCACUAGUCUAAGGUUCCUUCCACUAAUUGGUUCAGAAGCUCAGAAGGACUCGUUAGACGGCGUUACAGGAAAGAAGAAGGGAGCUCACGUCCAACAUGAGAAAGUACAACGGAGAAGAAGUCUGAAAAAAAAUCUGGUCCCACAGAUCAAUCUGGCCUCUUCUUUCUUCCCAAUCAUCCCCAAGUGAAGAGAGAAAAAUCAGAAGUGGCCUCUGUGCCCUGAGCUGCACCUCCAAGGGCAAAGGUCUGACUGAUGCUCCAGCCUUCAUUUCAGGAGGGAGAGGAAGAUGCAGCAGACCCCAUCACCGUCUCUGGAUCCUCAGGCCGUCCUGCUACUCAGGGAGCUCAGGCAGCCUCAGCUCUGAAUGCCAAGCAAGCAGCAAGCCGUCAGUUGGCCAACUUCUUUCAUACACGUACUGAAUAGGAAAUAUUUCUUAUUUACUGUCAAGAAAAUGACACAUAAAGAAAUAAAAUCAAAAGCAUAAGUAGAUCUAAAAUAAUGUGGUUAUCAGUGACUAGCUUUCUACCCCAUGUCGUUCACCUUAAUGCAUAAUCAGAAUUGUUAUCAGAAUGUGUGCAGUAAGAGACAGAUUACUUAUGUGUCAUGCUAUGUGGAAUACAAAGAGAAUUAUUAUUGAAAAGAAAAAUGUACCAGCCAAGCCUCCAGCCAUUUGUCUUUUUCAUUUAGAGAAAUAUCAUAUGGAAGAAAUUGAUCAGGGCUUCUUAGGUAAAGUCAGACAUUAUUUGCAUUUAGUCUAGAAAUGACUCCGGAUAACAGAACUUGAGUGGUUGUCUGAACUUGCUGGUUUGCCAAUAUAGGGAUGCUCAUACUUUUAUGAUCAAAUUGAAAUGAAUCCUGAAUUCAUUCAUUGUGGAAGACACAAUUUUGGUCAUAAAAUUCUGGCUAUUUUUAUUCCAUAAUAUUUUGAAAUCCCAUCUGCUAUUUAAUUCAGCAAGUUUUGAAGCCCAGUCCACCCAACCAUCUGUGCAUGGCUAGGGUAUUCUGGGCACUAUCUUUCACAUUGCAGCAUGACAUAAUUAGAUUUAUUACAGCUAACCAGAUUUUACUCCCACCAAGCUGGGAAUAACUGUCAAUAAUUAACAGGGUGAUGAUAAUCACCAGUGGUGAUUUUUGCAUGAGGCAAAAUUAAGUCUAAAAUACACAAGCCAGAGUUCCUGUUGCGGCUCAGCGGGUUAGGAAUCCGACUAGUAUCCAUGAGGAUGUG
Sus scrofa (pig) is the source of this 7417-nucleotide messenger RNA. It is a transcript of the gene WDR64, whose product is annotated as WD repeat domain 64. Lineage: Eukaryota; Metazoa; Chordata; Mammalia; Artiodactyla; Suidae. The record is from RefSeq and is a predicted model, not a curated record. Gene Ontology annotation, molecular function: protein binding.